Molecule: messenger RNA, 2175 nt
Organism: Phyllotreta striolata
Lineage: Eukaryota; Metazoa; Arthropoda; Insecta; Coleoptera; Chrysomelidae
Source: the annotation of a GenBank genome assembly
AUGUCGACAGUAGAACGAAAAGAAUACCAAGAAACUAAAGUAAUGCGAACUUUAUCGCCGACGAGAAACUACCACUCGAAUCAAAACCUGUCGCAAUUCGACAACAAUUUAGAUUAUCUCUUGGAGGACUUGCAGAACUCCGUUUCCCGACCGGGCAGUUCCUUGGGGUACACCAAUGGAAACGCCACCCGUUCCUACAGGGAAACCUCUCAAACCUUGGACGCCGGCAGGAGCAACUCUCUCAGCAGGAUAACCAAUUUGAAGUCCUCUAAUCCCGUUACCGAGUACUCCUCCGACGAUACCUACAGUUAUAAGAGUCCGGAUGGAAGGCAAACGGUGAGUGGGUACAAAAAAGAAAAAUACAUGUACGGGUCGAGUUCUAACGCAACGUCGGAUAAACUGAGAGCGCAGAAUAGCAUUAAUCAACUAGACAAUCUCCUGGACGAUUUGCAGCAAGUGAAGAAUUCUUCGUUCUCGAAAAUAGAAUCUUAUAAUAGCACUGGAUCCGAUCCAAAUUAUCAGAGUUCAAGGAAGCCGGUCAACAGAGAACUCCACUACGGCGAUACUCCCUUGAAAACAGCCACUUUGGAGAGGGAAGGCGAGACGAUCAAAAGAGACAUAGAGUAUUUGAGCGAAGGUACCUACAAGGAACGUUCGACCCGUCCCGUAUCGCCUGCGAUCAGUUCCAGAACUUCCACGCUGAGCAAACAGACCAAAGUGAGCAACAUCCACGACUACCCCAUUGAAGUCGUGGAAACGGUGAAGCCCGACAUCGACCCCGAAGUAUUGGCGCACAUAGACUCGAACCUCCGGCCUCCGGGCAACACUAAAGUGACCACGACCAUCAAAACGUACACCUACGAGAUUCCCGGGUCCGGGGAAUUCCCGACGAAUUUGACGUUGAACGAUUCGAGCGCCAGCGAGCAGAAAUACGUGUAUUCGCCCAAUCAAACCAUCACGACUCCCAGCAAGAGUUUCGUCUAUAACAAAGUCGAAAAUAAGGAGAAUACUUUGUACCAAGAUUACCCGCCUUAUCAAAAACCUACACCACCAGGUGGCGUUCUAAUUAAGGAAACGAUAACGACGCGCAACUAUCAACCAGGUUACAGGGUAGAUAGGUCCCCUCCGACUACAAAUCAAUCUUAUGUGUACAACGAAACUAAUACUAUUACGGAAAAUACAGAAAAUGGGUACCCGCCGCCGCCGCCUCCGAUGCAGGUAAAGGAAUCCUACGGUUUCAAGGAGAACGUCACCAAAAGAACCCAACAAUACCCCGAAAAUUACCACCCUCCAGGCGGCAAGGAAAGUUACUACAUCAAAGAAACCCACACCAGCUCCAACAAAACCGACGUACCGUAUUCGGAGCGAGGAUACCCCGUAUACAACCCACCCGACUGCCGCAAUCCGCCGGGCACCACGACUUACUAUUUGAAAGAAACCCACAAUUCGACCAACGACAAUCGCCCGGGCUCCCCGUACCACAACGGCUACCCGCCCAACGAUCCGCCCAACAAAACCGUCGUGUACAAGCACGAAACGCACACCACCAACAACACCUACGGCCCCAACCGCCCCAAAACUCCAGAAGUCGAGACCUUCGAUCCCAAGAGCCCGCCGUACCCCAACAAAAACCAGCCGAACGAGCCGAUCAACAUUCACUACUCGUACAAAUCGACCAGCACGACGCAGAACAACUACAAGGGGAAGUACCCCGAUGGGGAGAACGAGCCGCUGCUGCCCGGGAGGUUCCCAACUGGCGACGGGCCGGACGGGCCGCCCAAGAAGGUGGACGAGCUCAUGGCGACGCUCGGACGCGAGCCGCCUACUAGCCCGCUGAACGCGGGAUUCCUGCAGGCCGAGCAGGAGCGGGCCCACCAGAGGAAGAUCGACACGCUGAAGAACCAAGCGAGCGAGGUGGAGGACCUGCAGAAGAAGGAGCCGCCGCCGAAGACGAAGAACGUUUCGGGACCGCCGGUGUACUAUCCUCCCGGUGAUAUGUUUAUGAAGAAGGAGGAGGGCGAGGGCGCUUGGAGAGCUCAGGGAGGAUACGCCAAGGCGUCGGGGAAGUAUCAAUACGAAGCGGAGAGCAGGAGCAAGUCGAAGAGCAGCAGCGGGGCCACGGUGGUGCCGGUUUGUUUGCCGCUGUGCUGCGGUUUACCUUGUACUAUAUUGUAG